This is a messenger RNA of Spirodela intermedia, 13152 nucleotides long. The record is from the annotation of a GenBank genome assembly. Lineage: Eukaryota; Viridiplantae; Streptophyta; Magnoliopsida; Alismatales; Araceae.
AUGGCAUCUAAUUGGGUCCAUAAAUUUCUAUUUUUCCCAUCUAAUUUUUUUGUUUCUUGGACCAGUGAGUGAAGAAAUGAUGUUGAAUGUUCUACAAUCGAAAUAUUUCUUUUUAGAGGAUUUUGUAACACCAAUUUGUAAUCGAUACAUAAAUGUGUUUAUUGCUGAACUGAUUUUGGGUAUUUGUUCUCUUCAUUUCUUCUUUUUUAAAUAAAAAAAAUUAUACUUACGCUGGUUGACCACUGCCAUUGUCAUCUCCAUCUUCUUCUUAAAGUUGUAUGAUUCAAAGUCAGACAAGAGGGCUCUCUCUCUCUCUCUCUAACCCUAAAUGAUUUUUGACCAAUUCAUCUUGGUCAAUGGCCCUUAGGUACCCCAAUUUUUGAUAAAUAAUCAAAUAGAAAGUAACGUGGCAGAAAUUAUGGGAAGAACAUGAAAUGUGAACUUUUAGUAGGCAAUAAUUGCUUCGGAUGAUUCUUGAAUUCACAAGUAUUAGAAUAAAAUGUCUCUUUAAUCUUAUAAGAACUGUUUGAAUCCAUAAACAGAUAAAAACUUCGCAAAAUAAAGUAAGAUAGCAUACUAUUACCCCUCAUAAAUUACUAUGUUUAGGAAUUUAAAUGUCUUCUAAAAAUCAAACCAGUUGAAAAUAAAAUAAUAUUUUAAGGUGAAUAAAAAAGUAGAACAAUCUGACGUGUUAUCCACAUGCUAUUAGACUUAAUUGCCUGGGUAUUAAGAAAAUAAAAAUCUAUUUUUCAUAGAUUUUCGGCCUCUCCUACAUCACAGUCGGAGGGUGUUAUGUGGGCUUUUUAAUCGAAUAAAAUGGGUUCAUCUUGAUGCUUUCUCCUGAUCACCUACUGGUUUUUUAACCUUGAUAACAAGAAUGUUCAAGUCCUUUUCUUCUUCGAUUAGUCCCCAAAAUCUCGAUCAAAUCUGGUAAGAACCUCAAAUCUCUUCAAGAACAAAUGAAUUUAAUGACGUUGAAAUUAUUUGCGGAGCUCAGAUGAUCGAAAAAGUUCCGUUCUUGCAGCUUUCUCGUCCGGCCACCUCGGAGAAUUCGAACGGAAGAGACGGUGCGAGGUGGGUUGCAGCGGAAAAGUGGGCUUCGUGGGGAGGGGUAGAGGGCCUCGGCGAGAACCCCGUUCGUCUUCCAUGUCCCUGCCGUCCCCGGUGAGUCUUCUGCCUCUGCGGAGGCCGCGGUGGACGAAGGUUUUUUUCUUACUGAUCAAAUCUCUCCGACGAGCAGGUGGGCUUCCUGGUCCCCCUCAGAGCGGACCUCUCCGAGGAUGCCUCCGCUGAGAGGUUGCCCCUCCUUGUGGGAGCGAACUUGCUGGGACGCGGCAAUCUGGCGGCGGUUGACAAGAGGGUGAGCCGCAGGCAACUCGUCUUGCAUGCUUCAGACGGCGGCGGCGCCGAGCUAUUCGUGGUAGGUGAUCAUUAGAAUAAUCACGUUUUAGCUGGAUAGAAGCCUAUGAAGUGAUGGUUCUACUGCCGGUGGCUCGUUGACUUUUAGUUUCCAAGCUUUGGUGUGGCAAAAUGGGUGUUUAAUCGUAUGUUGGGCGUCUCUUACUGCUGCUCUUCUCAGUCAAGCUCUCCAUGUUUAAAUUUAUGUUUAACGGGAUCACAUUCUGCGUACUGGGUGAGCUUGUAGGAGGGAGCAAAUCCUGUGGCUAUCAGAUCGGGAGGUCAAAGGACAAAGCUCUGCUCCGGAAGCAAGGCCUCCCUGGUUAAUGGUGACGUUCUGGAGUUACUUCCCGGCUGUUAUUUCUAUAAAUACAGUUCAGAAGGCUGCCCAGAGAGUGCCUCAUCAUCAAGAGCAGAUGCCUGGUGUUCACAGACGGGAAAGGUGUGCCAAGAAGAGGGGGCAUGGCAGCAUAAGAGGAAGAGGCAUAUUCUAGAAGACGACUCCCCUGUGAGAACUUUGCUGGGUUUCUUGUUACAUCUUCGAUUGUUAUGUUAUGCUGGUUUCCUCAUGUUAAAAGUCACUAUCUUAUGCAUAUCACUCUGUGAAAACAUGGUGAUAUGUCUUCCCUAAGCCUAUACAGUUAUGGUAUUUGUAUUUCAAUAGAGCGCUCAGGUUGAACGAUCUGAGCUGUGGGUCGGGCCCAUUUCAGCUUAACUAGGUGAUGUUUUUCACUUCGUUGUUGAAUAUUCUCCAGGAUUUAUCAUCAACGGCUAUGGAGAAAAUAUAUGAUCGAGGAAAAUGCGUAAUGAUUCGUGUAUAACUUAAAAUGCGCAUAAUGGGAAUCAAAAUCUCCUCUUGGAAUGCAAUGUACGCGGAUUGGAUGAACUCCUUGAUGAAUAUUCUUCAACAUAGCCUAGACUCAUUGCUUGGACGUUAUAAAUGUUGUUAAGAAAGAAAAUGUUUAAUUCUGUUUUUCUCAUUCUCUUGUGAGUAAGUAUGCUAAGAACAUGAUUUCUUACUUGCUGAUAUCCAAGAGAUCAUCUACUUCGGACAUUUUAUUCUUGUUUACAGCCGAUGACUAGAUCAUGUUACUGUUGUUUGAGACCAUUGUUGUUCUCUAAGAUGCAUAUUUUCAAACAAUUCCAUAAACCCUAUCAAACGGACCAUUUGGUCUAUACUUUUACUUUUGCUUUUGCUUUUGUAAGUUAUUGGUCGUUGAACAAGGAAAUGGAUUUCUUGUUUACCCUUUAGAUUAUGCCAUUCAGGAUAGCACCAGCUUAAAGCAACUUGAUGGCAGCUCACUUGCAAGAAGCUGCCGUGAUGUCCAUUCUGAGUCAAGCAAGGGUUUUCCUUCUCGUGACGGUUUACAAGCAAUCCGGCGUUUUAGGGUAUCUAAGGAGAACUUGCCAUCUGUAUUUCGGCUUUUGCGUGUCAAAGAUAUUCCAUCAUGGGCGAAUUCUUCUGCAGUUGGACUACAAGAUGUUUUUCAGGUAACUUUGUCAAUCCUUGAUCUUAUAGGGUCAUAUUUUAAUGUUCAACAUCUUUUAGUCCGCCAUUAUUUGCUCCAUACUGAUCUAUCUGCUGUUUCUCCACCAGCCCCUGUGAAUUAAUUUUCUCAUUUAGCUGAACAGUACAGAUGGCCCCUGGCAUAUCCAUUCAGUUAUAUUGUAUUCUUUAAGUCUAAUUUAUCUCUUAUAUUUUCUAUUUGAAAUUAUUUUACGUGGAUUUUUUUGAAAAUUUAAAUUUUUCCACAAAAGUAAUUUUACACCUAUUGGAUUAUAUUUUUUCAUUUUCCAAGUCGUGAUAAGAUAUUGUGUUGUUUAAACGUUGACGCCAGCAUAUUCAAGCAUUAUAUUUAUCCAUCUACAGCAUUGUAAACAUGAGUAAUAGUUUCCCCUGUGGGCAUCUUCUAUCAGUUAAGGGCCUAAUGUGUAAUAUUAAUUUAAUUUUAUUUCCUUUUCGCAUCUUCCAAAUUGUGAAACGUUUUCAAGGUCCUUGACUUGAAGAGAAAGCUAUUCAGUUCCUAUUAAAAAUAAAGUUAAGUUUUGACUGAUUAAGCUUGUUCUUUGGGAGAUCAUUCCUUUUAUUCAAAUCCUUGGCACCGUCUCAUGGGUGGAUGGAUACAAUAUGCUACUUGAUUAAAACCAAUGAAAAUAUGGUUUUUGGCCACCUUGUAUAUGAAGUUGGUAUCUGGAGAUUUAUAUUUGCAAACUAUUUCAUGACGUUGGUAUCUAUCGCUAAACUCUUGUAUAACAUUAUACUUUCUCUCAUUUUUCUCUGAAAGAGAGAAUUUUGAUGUUUAUAGCUUCAAUUUUCAUUAGUUCUAUUUGAUGGAUGGUAGGGGAACGUGCUUUUUGCCAUCCUUUCAAAUUACAUGGUGGACAUUGAUUGGUUGCUUUCUGGUGAGUUUGAUGUGAUUCUAUUAUAACUUUUGUGGAUUUUUGUGCCUGAUCUGGUGUUGUGCUUGUGGCCAGAACAAAUCAUCUUGUCCUUAAGGUUUUGCUGAUUCUCAUUACAACUACCUGAGGUUCAUCAUUUUUUAAUCAAAUCAUAGUAUUCUUUAGUAAAGUAUAUUUAUGUAUUGAUAACACAUUGUGCAAGUAAUUUAUGAAAGAUUGGUGGAAAAUUAUGAAGACACGUGGUCUUAAAUAAUUCGUCUUCAUCUUGUUCUUUAUCUCUCUUCUGAAUCGUUUGGGAGAAGUUCAGCAAAAGCAAAUGAAACCGGCAAAUUCUGCGAGUGGAAAAAGUUUUCCACUCAGUGAUCACACUCAGCUGAAUGAAACAGCUGCAAUCUCCUCAUUCAGGCUUUUGAUGGUAAAGAUGAUUCUCUCGAAAAUCUGAUUUAAAAUCCAUACUUAUCCAACCAUAUUUUUUUUGGUUGUCCAUUUCGUAUUUGAUCAUCCAGAUACAUUGAAGGAACUAAAAGAAAAACAAAGUUAGCUUGUUGGGCAGCUGUGGUGGUCUACACUUGGAUGUGCUUAUCAAAGAAUUCAAAACCAAGAUUAUCCACAGAAGAAUUAAUGUAGUUGUAGAGGAGAACGCAUAGAAAGUAUAGACAACAUUUUCAAUGGUUAGAAAAGAAAAUUAAUUGUAAAAAUCGAGUCCACUAAAAAUUAAUAACGGCUUUGCUCGGACCGACAAGUAUUCUAGAACAUUAUUUUCUCCCGUGUGUAAUGGUUUUCCCUUUUUUCCUACCAGCAUAUCCCCUUCUGUGCCAUGGCUUCGAGUCGGAGUAUUUUCUCUCAAUUUAUAUCAUUUUUUUGUGAUGGAUGCAGCUUGAGUAAACAGAUAAGAUCUAUAUUGAGGAUAGUUGCGUGUUUUGUUGAAUUUUUUUGUAGAAUGUCCAUUUCUGGAGAAGAUACCUCGGGUGCUUGUUAUUCAUGGAGAAUCAGGCGCUUCACUAGACCAUAUGAAGGUUUCUCUAUUAAAUUUGGAUGAACUUCUUACGGUUUCAUUAUUUCACAUUUUGCUUAGGGUUUCUCUAUUAUUUUUUUUAUGUUUGUCCAGAAGAGCAAACCGGCAAAUUGGGUUCUGCACAAGCCUCCUCUACCUAUCUCAUAUGGCACUCACCAUUCCAAGGCUAUGUUCCUUGUAUAUCCUCACGGAUUGCGAGUGAUUAUUCACACAGCAAACCUGAUAUAUGUUGACUGGAACAACAAAACACAAGGUCUGUGGAUGCAAGACUUCCCUUUGAAAGAUGAAACUAGGCUGAAGGAAGGAUGCCCAUUUGAGAAUGAUCUAGUUGAUUAUCUCAAUGCAUUGAAGGUAUGCAGUUUUCUUUGGCUGUUUUCUGAUCUCACUUCCAUAUUUUAUGUCUUAAAUGAAUCAAAUAAUUUAGAUCCUGUGAACAGCCGAAAGAGUUUACGCCUUGCUUUAUGAAGAUUGUCUGCAGAUUUAUUGGUUUUUUUAAUUUUCUGUUUCUUUCUGGCAAUCAACGUUGUCUGGCGUUUUAGGAUGGCACGAAAUUCUAAGUGAAGGACAUCAACCACUUAAUGAAAACCAAUAAUACUGCAACAGAAACGUUUAGAGUAGGAAUGAGGAGUUCUUUGAAUUUAUCCGGGGAAAUGUGCAUGAGAAUCCAUGGAGAUUUUUGAGUGGAUAACUACACAUCCACAAGGCUUGAUAAAUUUAUAUGUAUAAAUUGGCUUUGAUUCAGAGAGUGAAUUCACCAUGUGGCAGCAUAUUUUACUGCCAAAUAUGUCAGACCCUCAAGAGUCCUCAAGGAACCCAGCAGGAAAGCCAGUCUUCCCUCAAGUUAAUAGGCAGUAUCAGAUCCUCCCUCAAGUUAGACUGGUUAAAGAACUAAUUAUGAAAGUGCAUGAAGGACAGUAUAAUAAAAAUGGCGAAUUUAAAUUUGCGUCAUAAUUCAUAAUUAUGACGCAAAUUUAAAUACUUUUUCAAGAAUGUAAAUUUAUUGUCACGAACAUGUGCAUAAAACAAGCUGAAAUUAUAGCCCCCCCAAAAAAAGAUUCCUUCUCUGUGGAGCCUAAGCAUCACUAUAUCAAGCUACUUUUCUAUAAAUACAGGUGUAGUGAUUCCAUUUUCCAGAAAAUUUGUCCCGUGAGUGCAGAAAACACUCUGCUACCUCUGACAGUGUCCCCCUUCAUUUAGUGAAAUUUAGGGGUCCUUGGAGUGUAUCGUCUUUGGAUUGACUUGUGACUGAUUUGCAUUCGAUCCAACUUAGUCUUUUGUUCCUCCACUGAUGACGCAGAUGGCUGCCUAGGGAGUUUACCAUUCAAUUUUCCUGUUGCUUUUUGGUUUGGUACAGUGUGAGUGUGCGUUUUUCCUCCGUCAGGUCAGCAGUUGCCCCCUCCUCAAAAAGAGGAGUUGGGGGGGCGGCUGCUGGUGUUUGGGUUCCAGUGGGAAGUUGGCAGUCUAAAUGUUUACGUGGUAUACCAUCAAUUGCUCAAACAAUCUGACAAAUCCCCCCCGCCUGUAUGCUAUUGGUAAGUUUCACAAUAUUAUUCACGUGGAUUAGUCGUCAAGGAUAUCAUGGUAUUGCUAAUAUGACCUUCUUCUAAACACUUUGCUUUAUGGAUCGUUUUUCCUACAUGUAUGCCUCGUAAAAAUUCCGAAUGCUUGCUUUCUUAGAAAGUAACCUGCUAAUUGGAUCUGCUUUCCAAUUUAUGCAGUGGCCGGAGCUCAGCAUUAAUCUACCUUCUAUUGGACCAGCCAACAUUAAUCCAUCAUUCUUUCGAAGAUUUGAUUAUAGCAAUGCAAUGGUAUCCACCACGCUUUCUGAAUAAAUUAUAAGAUUCCUUUAGUUUUACUAUUCCUUUGUUUUUUAUUUUUGCUCUGUCUAAUUAUUUACAACAAUUUUAUUCAUAUAUUGUGUGAUGAGCUCUUAUUUUCCAUAAAAGAAUAAAUAAGUUAGGUUUUUUGUAUGGCUGGCCUUCGGAGCUGACAUGGACCAUUUAAAAUAGACUUUUCAUCUCAAACAUUCAGGACAACGGAUAAAGAUAACAAUAGCAAAGGUAAUAGUGCAUAAGUAGAUUAUUUUUAGCGAGAAGUAUAGAAGCGAAAUUUGAUCGUGUAUGGUGAACAUCUUCCUAAAAAUGUCAAGGUAACAUUUAAGGAUUCUAGAGAUUGUGGACGAUGUCCUCUUGGACUGUAUUGCAGCCUAUGAAGCUCAGAUCCAUUAAUCUAAGUUGGGAAAAAUUAGUUAGCUUCAACAGGCAUAUUAAUGCAAGGUAGAUAAAUCCAUGUAAUCAACCCAAGCCCUUUUCUUAUUGUGCACAAAUACGCUUCGGAGCUAAUAAUUGUCAGGAUUAAUUUGAUUGGCCCAAUGCAAUGAGGUCCUCAAUUAUCUCCUGGUGGGUUCCAGUUCACCAAUAAAAUGGUAUCUGCCUAUCUAGUAAUUUUUUUUUCAACCCACACCAUCAUGUUCUUCAACCCAUUUUCAUUUGACCACACAUAAAAUGGGUUUUCAACACCAAUCAAACGGGAUUGAACAAAUUAUCAAAUGAACUUCAACCAACCAUCAUACAAGCUUCAAUCCCAUUUGAGAUCCACUAUCAACACGUGAGUUUCGGUCCGUUACUUAGUAGGCUUUGCCCUACCAUUAUGGGUGUAAGUUGUUGUUCACUCCUUAAAACUCACGUUUGCAACCUAAUGGUUGUCUGGAACAUUGAUUUGCCAAGGCUAUCGUAAUAUUGUUUUAAUUUACUUUGUCAGGAAGUUUAAAUCUUAAGUUAUUGUACUAAUUAAGGUUGUUGCUGACAACCGACAAGAUUGGAUGUUGGCAGGGGACUCUAAUUAUGGAUAACCACGUUGGAACUGACAUUUCAUUGGAAACUUGCUGGGAAGGUGGUAGUCCAUUGCUGACACAUCGUCUGAUCAGUAGGCCUCUCUUAUACUGUUCUGGAAUCGAACUCAAAACAGAGAACAUGCUGGAGUAAGGGAGGAUAUUGGAAUCGUAUGACAGGAAAAGAGGGGGAAAAAUAUGGUACGAACUUGAAAAAAAAUAAUGGUUAUCAUGCUUCCAUUUUUUAUUGGAAUGAUUAUCAAACUGUAAUUGCUAGCUAUCCCACCUCCGCUCAUGAAUAGUAAAUUGCAAUCAAAGCCAAUCUGGGAUAAGCCCUGGCUAAUGUACUGGGGUUAUAAUAAUAUCUAUUUUCCUAAUUUUAUAAACAAACAGGCUCCGAUGGAGAAAAUCAAAGUAGUACUUCGCUGCAAUAUUGUUUCACAAAAUAGUGAUCUGAAAAAAUAAUUAGAAAUCUAGAAAAUUUCUACUAGGAAUAAAAUUUAAUGUCUUGUUUGCAAGAUAGAAAUUUCAUGUUUGUGUUUAAACUUCAUAUUCCCAAUAUUUCAAGCAGUGUUCGUUGUUGUAUUUUUCAUCAAAUAUUAUGCUUUAUGUACGAAUAUUGAAACUUCAUAAUAACUUUCUGUUCGUCUUGCUCUAAAUUUUGUUGCUAGGUCAGAUUAGUUGCAUCUGUUCCUGGAUAUCAUACUGGUUCCAACCUUAAAAGAUGGGGUCACAUGAAAAUAAGGAAUAUUCUAGAGAAGUUCACAUUUGACAAAGACUUCCAGGGAUCCCCUCUUGCUUACCAGGUAGAAAUGAACUAAUUUUCCAAGUUUUAAACGUUUCUGUUCCAAAGCAAUAUUAAUGUAUUCGAAUUUUUAUGUAUGCGUUUCGUUGACAGUUGUGGAUUGUUCUAUUUGAAGAUUUUCAUCAGGGUAGAAUAUCCUGUUGUCUUUUUGGGAAUGGAUACGACUUGGUUUAUAAUUAUUCAUCAUAUAAUCUUGAAUCUUAGUUUUGGACUGCAGUCUGAGUUUUGUUUUGAGUAAGGCUUAACCAUGCAGAAGUCAAUAAUGUCAAAAUACCUAGCUUAUUUUCUCACCUCAGAAUUAAGUUCAAAUCGUAAUUCAGAUUUUCCUACCAAUGGGCAUAACAAUCAAGAAGAAACGGUGAAAGCACUUUGAGGAUUUCUAAUUCUGAUUGCUUUCUCUCCAGCAUGUUUAUUAGCCUUUUUUGUUGGCCAGUAAGAAUUAUAUUAGACGUAAAGUGUUUGCCAUCAAACUGAAUAUCAUCGUAGUGUUUACGGGCUUUUGUGCCUGCUCAGAAACGAUGAUUUUUCCUUUUUAGCAUUCAAGUUUUGACGGAUUCAUAAGAACUAAAUGCAAAGCAUAAAGAAUGAUCUAAAAUGUAAAAGAUAUCAAUCUUGGCUAUAAAUUUUCGUGAACUGUGAUGACGAGGUCUCUCUAUGUGUGGCAAGGGGUAUUUUAUCUUCACAACGUGCUCUUUGGAAUCAUAUGGUCUAAGGUUCAGAUAAAUGAAGGAAUUAUUCAGGAAAUUAUGUUAACUGGAGAGGCAGUGUAUCAGCUUCUCCUUUACAUGGAUACACCAAACUCGAUUCUACAGGAGCGCCAUACCUUAUAUCCUAUAUAUUUUGUAAUAAUAAUUCAAUGUACCAAGUUCUACUUCAUCUACAUAACUUCCAUCAUGAAUUGAAAGACCAUUCCAUCUUAGACAAAUUGUAGAUUUUCGCUGGACUUAUUAUCAACUAUGCAUUGCAUUGAUAUUGGCAACGUCAUGGUCAUCUACGGGCACAUCUGAAUGCUUUUGAAACCAAUGAGAGGAGACUCAAGGGAGUCAAUUUUUCUCGUCGAAAAAUUAUAAUUUCAUUUUUCUGUGAAGUUUAAUUUCUUAAAAUAUUUGUUUUUCUUGCUUUCAAAUAUUGCAUUUAUUACUCUUGUAGUUCUCUUCACUUGGGUCCUUGGACGAGAAAUGGCUGUCUGAGUUUGCCUUGUCCCUAUCAUCUGGUGUCUCAAGUGACAAUUCACCUCUCGGCCUGGGCAAAGCUCAGAUAAUUUGGCCCACUGUCGAGGAUGUCAGAUGCUCUCUUGAGGUAAUUAAUUAAAGUGCUAAGGUGUGUUAAUCUUAUUUCUUUGGGUUAUCUGUUGAUUUCUUCAUAAUUAUAUUUGGUUUUCACGUUAGUUAUUAACUUUUAUAAGUCAAUUUUCAUGUUGGGCCAACCAGGAAAAUUCACAAUGAAUGUGGUGUUUCCAUGUCAUCAAAUGCUGAAAGGAUAAAACAUAUACCUCAAAAGAUUUGGUUCAAUGAAUGUCUGAGGUCUGGAUGGAUACACAUGUCGAGUGUAAAGUUAUUAUAUUACCUAUUGUGAAAUUCAUGUGCAAACUCCAGCUCCUAUGCUUGAGUCAUCUUUACUGGAAUCCGUCCAGAAGUAAAAAGCCCCUGUGUUGAUCAACUUUGGAAUCAUAAAAUGAGAAUAGUUGCUUAACCAAGUAAAAAAAGAAAAAACUUUAAACUUCUAAAUGGUUAUCCAUGUCAUCGACGUGAAUGUCACACUCUUGAAAUAUGAUGUUGAAAUCUUCUCUAAUAGUUUCUCUACCAGUUGAAUUUAUUUGCAAAUCCCUUUUGUUGGUCAAAUCAUGUGGCUCAGAUAGCUACAUCCUUUUAUGCAGAAGUUUGGUUAAUCGUUUCCUCUUUACGCUGUACCAGCUAUCACCCCAGAGAUUCUGAGAAAAUUGUUUUUAUUUUCCUAUUGCACUGCCAUGGGCUUAUUUUUAGUUCUAUGAUAUGAGUUUGAAUAGCUUUAACUUUUGUGCGGAUGCUAGAUAAUGUUGAAUCUAUUUUAUCUGUAGCAUUCCUCUAUGAACAAGUUGUAUCACAUCUUAAGUGUAGUUAAUUCAAUUUAAAUGUGCCGAUUUUGAUAUCACAUCUAGCGCGCAAUCCUAACUACUCUAGGUGAGUCUUAUUUAUAUGAUCGAUGAUCUCUGAGUUUCUUUUAAAUGCCUCAGGGAUAUGCUUCAGGGAGUGCCAUUCCCAGCCCGCUAAAGAAUGUGGAGAAAGAGUUCCUGAAGAAGUAUUGGGCGAAAUGGAGAGCAAACCACACUGGACGCUGGUACUUUUUACUCAUUUCUUUUAUACAGAAGUAACGUGCUAAUGGUGUGCUAUCGGUUUAAGCAAUGUUCUUAUGGUUUUUAACCCAUAAAUCGUUUCAGAAUUUAAAGGCAAUGGACUAAUGACCAUGAAUUUGCUAGCACUCGAAAUAAGGGUUUUUUUGGCUCUCAGAUGGAUAUAAAAUAUCGAAUUGUGGAAAAUCUCCUUGUUCUUCCAAUUUGGUUUUUAGUCCUGUGAAAUUGGACAUCCAUUGUACCCAAUGCGUGGCAUGACUAUCCAUCACUUUGGUUCCAAUCAACUGUUAAAAUAGGUCUGCUACUGAUCAAAUGUUGAAAUGAUGUGGGUACCCUCCCCUGAAAGAGGUCCUUCCUGAAAUAGGUUUCCCUCUCACCAUCUUCUCGUGUUCUUCUGGUCUUCUCCAUUCUUCUCUCUUAAACUUAAUUCUCUCUCUGUCCUUCUGUGACAACAUGUUCGCAUCUCACUAUCACAUGUACCUCACUCUCCUCUUUAUUCUUCUUUCCUGUUCUUACUUCUGAGCGUGAGCUGGACAGACUACUCCCCCUUUGGCCAUUUUCUCUGAUUUUGUUCCUUCCUGAGAGCUUAUUUUGUGGCUGAACAGAUAUCAUUUUCCCAUCACCCACAUAUCCGUACAAUUUUUUUUAGGGCUUCCUGUUAUCAGUAUCUAGGUCCCUUCCCUCAAACCUGUCUUUCAGAAACUGCUCUCCUUGUCUGUUUUUGGGUAGGCGAGUAUGAUCGUUAAUAUUUUAUGGGUUGUAAUGCUGAUCUUGAUAUACGCUAUUGUAAAGACAGUUAUUUGACUAUCUUUAAAGACCAUGAUGCUACGUUUGAUUACGAAGGUGAGUGAUGGUAUUCAGUCUGAUGGUGUAUAAUGCGAUCCAAAUAAUUUGGAAAACAGUCUAAACUGUAGAAACCCCAAUGCAAUUUUGACAGAUAUUAGAUUGUAUGUGAUUAUACUUCGCCCUUGUACCGCCUAUUAUUUACUAUGAUAAAUCUGUUCAUAAGUAUUACCAUCAUCACAAUUAUUUUAGGUAAUUCAGCCUCCGCGGAAUGUGUAUCUUCCACCAAUUUUUUUCUUAGCCAUAUUAUCGGCUAUGUAGUUCAUGCAGUACCAUCGCUCAUGUUGACUUCAGUUUUUUUUUUCCCCCAUUGUUUGUUCGUUUCAGUCAUGCAAUGCCUCAUAUAAAGUCGUACACUCGAUAUAAUGGUCAAAAGCUUGCGUAAGCUGUGCUCCCCACACGUCCAUCUUCUGUUUCCUAUUAAGUCAACGAGCCCUGACUUUGCUUCAUGAGCAGAUGGUUCCUUCUUACUUCGGCCAAUCUUAGCAAGGCAGCUUGGGGAGCACUGCAGAAGAACAAUUCUCAACUCUUCAUCCGUUCUUAUGAGGUAAUUGGAUAGGUUAUGCAUCCUGGGCACUACUAAUUCAUGAACCAUUUGGCCUUUGUUUUUCAUUAUAAUCUUGGUGAAAUCAAUAACUUUUGACCAUUCUCCUUCGAACUAUAUGAAUUGUACCUAGUUUCCUCACCGAGGAAUUCAAGUUCUAUAAGAGGAACUUUCUUUCAUUGUCCCCAUGCCCCACCACCAAUCAGGUAAAAGAUCCCAUCUCCUGAAUGUUGUCCACUAUCUGAGAGAGUCUAUAAUAAUAAGACAUAAAUUUAAGUUUUGAAGAUUUUAGGUUACAAUGGAUUAUGCCCCAUCUCAAUUAGUCCCCAUUAUUGGGUAUUAUUAUAAAUGAUCAGUUUAAAUAUUUUAGUUUGGAAUUAUCCAACCUCGAAAAUCCUCAUCAUUCUACAUAAUUCUCCAAAUAAUUAAACGUUACUCAAUGUUUGACUAGUCGCUUCAUCAUUUACUGUUCCAGUUGGGUGUUCUCUUUCUUCCAUCAAAGCUCCAAGGCCACGCACUGCCAAACUUCUCGUGCACCGAUGAUGGCAGCCCAAUGCAGGCAAAUCGAUUGCCGAUCUCUCCUCUCCUCAGAUUUUCGAUCAUAUCAUCUGAAUUUUCUUACUUGCCCAUGCUUUUCUUCUCCUUUCCUCCCAUUCAGGUUUCACCAAAACCAAGAACCCUAGUGGGCCAGUGCAGCAACACAAGGCUGGUAACUCUCGGUGGGUUGGGGACAGGACAAGCUGAUUCAUCCACCAACGUGAUCUCCAUUCCGGUGCCAUAUGAGCUCCCUCCGCAGCCCUACACACCAGAGGGUCAGUCCCUCUCUCUCUCUCUCUCUCUCUCUCGCUCUCUGGCACUCUCGCUCUCACUCUAAAUUUUUCCAUAUUUAGAUGUUCCCUGGUCUUGGGAGAGAAGAUACACAAAGAAAGAUGUCCACGGCCAGGUCUGGCCCCGGCAAGUUGAGCUAUACGUUGGCCAAGAUUCCUGA